AUGUUUAAAGUAACUGUCAAUGAUGACAACUCUGACGAAUUGAAAAACGAAACAAUAGUUACCUAUCUCAAUCACGAGCGAUUGUCGUACGAUGUCGUUUCAAAUAUCCUCAUAUUCCCUCCUCAUAAUUACGACAUUAUUAGUGUAACAUUUGACUUUGAAAGGGAAUUCAAUCAAUUACUGAAUUAUGAAUCAAACAAUGCAACAUAUUCAUCAGCACAAGACACUGCAAAUAAUGCCAAUAACAAACUUGGAGAUGUUGAAUCUCUAGAAACUAAUGCAGAGAUAUUUUAUCAUGUCUUUAAAGAAGACGAGACAAAGGUGUUCAGCAAUGAAAAAGUAUUAUUGCGAGUUCUCCAAUCCAACAAUAAUAAGGAAAGAGAGGAACUACUUUCAAAUUAUCGCCAUUUGCUAAAUUUUCACCAAUUAAGGAUGAUUACUGAGGAAGAAAAUGAAGAAAUCAUUCAAGUCAUACACAAACCGAUUGGUCAGUUGGAGGAGAGAGAUAUUAUGGUUGAAUUAACACCAUAUUCUUCAAUAUCUCAAAGAAUGAACCCUUUGGACGCACAAGUGAAUGAUAAAUUCUAUUCAGAUGAUGAAUUCAGUGAGUUUUCAGAGGGUGGUUCGUACGAUGUUGUUGAUUUAUUAAGUAGUACUGGUUCAGAAACGGAUUCAAGCGAAGAGGGUAUUGUUUCGAACAACAAGAAUGGAGAAAUUGGGGAACAUUGCUCGAGCGACUUUCCAUUUUUCGACUCAGAUCUAUUUUCAAAUUAUUUAGAAACUCUUCAAACUGACAAACAUGUCAUUUUGAGAUUCGAUGAAAAUUCAGGAACUGACUUUAAAACUCGUUCUUCAUUACUUGGUUCCAGGGAUGUUGAAAUUAAUAAGAAUGAAUUGAACAAGUUGGAGGAUUUAUUCUUUGCUUCAGAAAAACCAAUUAUUAAGAAAUUGAGGGAAGAUAAGGUAUUAUACCACCUAUUGUUAGUGGCUCUUUGUAGAGACAUUGGUUUGAGUGCAAUUGUAAACUAA
This is a messenger RNA of Naegleria gruberi, 1029 nucleotides long. RefSeq lists its product as uncharacterized. NCBI's taxonomy places the organism in Eukaryota, Heterolobosea, Eutetramitea, Acrasida, Naegleriidae. The coding region runs from base 1 to 1029 and encodes 342 amino acids. The transcript has a single exon. The record is from RefSeq and is a predicted model, not a curated record.